This is a messenger RNA of Stegastes partitus (bicolor damselfish), 2497 nucleotides long. It is a transcript of the gene cyp1a, whose product is annotated as cytochrome P450, family 1, subfamily A. The transcript has 7 exons. Gene Ontology annotation, molecular function: oxidoreductase activity, acting on paired donors, with incorporation or reduction of molecular oxygen, reduced flavin or flavoprotein as one donor, and incorporation of one atom of oxygen; heme binding; steroid 17-alpha-monooxygenase activity. Lineage: Eukaryota; Metazoa; Chordata; Actinopteri; Pomacentridae. Gene Ontology annotation, biological process: progesterone metabolic process; hormone biosynthetic process. The coding region runs from base 139 to 1704 and encodes 521 amino acids. The record is from RefSeq and is a predicted model, not a curated record.
ACAGUAAACUCGGACAAUAAGUCUACAGAACGAUAUCUUCACUGUUUUGAGAAGUUCUCCUGGGAUCUCAGCAUUGUUCCUCUUCUUUCCUUUGACAAAGGUUGUGCAGAAGCCAGAAAAAAAAAAAAAGCUCUCACCAUGGCGCUAAUGAUUCUGCCACUCAUUGGAUCCCUGUCAAUAUCUGAGGGUCUGUUGGCCAUAGCCACCAUGUGUCUGGUCUACCUGUUCCUCAAGCAUUUCCAAAAUGAGAUUCCCAAAGGGCUCCGUCGUCUCCCUGGCCCAAAGCCGCUGCCUAUCAUUGGGAAUGUGCUGGAGCUAGGCAGCAAACCUUACCUGAGUCUCACUGCCAUGAGCAAGCGCUACGGUGACGUCUUCCAGAUCCAGAUCGGCAUGCGUCCUGUGGUCGUGCUGAGUGGCAAUGAGACUGUGCGACAGGCUCUCAUCAAACAAGGGGAUGAGUUUGCAGGCAGACCUGACCUGUACUCCUUCAGCUUCGUUAGUGAUGGCAAGAGUCUGGCCUUCAGCACAGACAAAGCUGGCGUUUGGCGUGCCCGUAGAAAGCUGGCCUACAACGCCCUGCGCUCUUUUGCCACCCUGGAGGGCACAGACCCAGAGUACUCCUGUAUGCUGGAGGAACACAUCUGCAAAGAAGCCAAGUAUCUGAUCAAACAGGUCAACACUGCCAUGAAGGUUGAAGGCGGCUUUGACCCUUUCCGCAACAUUGUUGUCUCCGUUGCCAAUGUGAUCUGUGGCAUGUGCUUUGGCCGGCGCUACGAUCACAACGACCAGGAGCUGCUCAGUAUUGUGAACCUCAGUGAUGAGUUCUCCCAGGUGGCAGGCAGUGGCAACCUAGCAGACUUUAUUCCUCUUCUUCGCUUUCUGCCAAGCAAAACAAUGAAGAGGUUUCUUGAAAUCAACGACCGCUUCUACACGUUUGUUCAAAAGAUCGUCAGCGAGCACUAUGCCACCUACAACAAGGACAACAUCCGCGACAUUACAGACUCCCUCAUUGAUCACUGCGAGGACAGAAAGCUGGAUGAGAAUGCUAAUGUCCAGAUGUCAGAUGAGAAGAUUGUAGGAAUUGUCAAUGACCUGUUUGGGGCUGGUUUUGACACCGUCACCACUGCUCUGUCGUGGGGAGUGAUGUACUUGGUGGCUUACCCAGAGAUACAGGAAAGGCUUUUCCAAGAACUGAAGGACAACGUAGGUCUGGAUCGUACUCCUCUACUCUCUGACAAAGCCAAAUUACCCCAACUAGAGGCAUUCAUCUUGGAGCUGUUUCGCCAUGCCUCAUUCUUGCCCUUCACAAUCCCACACUGCACCUCAAAAGACACAUCUCUGAAUGGCUACUUCAUCCCAGAAAACACCUGCAUCUUCAUCAAUCAGUGGCAGAUCAACCAUGAUCCUGAGCUGUGGAAAGAUCCAUCCUCCUUCAACCCGGAGCGUUUCCUGAGCGCCGAUGGCACUGAGGUCAACAAGUCAGAGGGAGAGAAGGUGGUGGCUUUUGGCUUGGGAAGGCGACGUUGCAUCGGCGAGGUCAUUGCGCGACAUGAAGUCUUCCUGUUCUUGGCAAUCUUCAUCCAGAACCUUCACUUCCAAACGUUGCCUGGGGAGUCAGUGGAUAUGACUCCAGAGUAUGGUCUCGUAAUGAAACACAAACGCUGCCACCUGAGAGCCACAGUGCGAGCAAGUAGUGAGCAGUGAAACUAUUUAUGAUGCAUAAUUUGUUAUUCAGUAAGUGGUAAAGCUUGGCUGUGUGAGGGUCACAGUCAGGUCAGGGCUCAGUGAAAGAAGAAACUUUCUCAGAAUGUAAUUCACUGGAUGUCAACUGUAAUCCAUAGAGCUAAUGGCAUUGAAGCAAAUAUGUGAGGUUUGCUUGUUGCAGAUUGUCAGAGAUGUCGACGUUUGUGUCCAUCUCUGUCGUGAUUUUGGUUUGCUAAGAGAGAUUCUUGCACAUGUCUGGUGCUUCUCAGUGAAGUAUAAGGAGACACUUCCUGCUGUGUUAUCCAGUAAUCCAAACUGCUUCCAAUCAGAAACUAUUCAUGCCUUGUUCAACUUUGGGACAAAGUAAGUACUGUUGGAUGGACAUUACUUUCUGUGACAGAGGAUUUUGAAGAGAACGAAUUACCUUAUGAUACAAUUCACACUUGUAAGCUUGUUAUUUGCAUUCCAUUAUACUGUGGAUGUAAGACACUGAAGCUAUAUAUUUGUAUCCCAAAAUGUGAUUUUGUGUGUACAUCAAGAUUUUAUUUUUUAUUUUUUUUGUAUUUUAUGAAGUCAUUCUUAUGAUUUUAGUGUUUGUAUAUAUUUGAGGUGAAAUAGUUUUGCUGUGCAUCUCAGGACACCAAAACAGUUUCAUCGAUUUUGAAAUAUAUGAGAAGGCUGUACAAUUUUGUAUUUCUAUGGCGAAUGUGUUAAUGAUUGUAUAACAUGUAAGGGCCUGUAAUCAGAGCAUUGUUUAAUCAGCUGCAAAAAUACAAUUUAAAAAACGAAAAGA